UUUUUUUUCCCCCAAUGUAGUCUAUAUGUGGUUUUGAAUGAAAACUACAGAAUGCGCUGAUUUUUUUUUAGGUCAACAAUUUCAUUUCCCCUUUGCUCAAACAGUGUAGACCUAAGUCAUGUGGCUGUUGCGUUAUGCUGUCGCGCUUUCGCAGAGUGAGGGGUAAUCGAGAAGACUAAAUUAUCUGUAUCAAACGAGCAGUCACAACACUGCGUACUAUGUGACAUUUUGUAUCUCUGCAGGAAAUGUAGGGGGGGGGGGGGUGUUCGCAAACAGUCCAAAUGACAUGAAUUCGGACUGAAGUGGGACAGUUAUACAUAGACAUGGCCGAUCGGGAUGGGAAUAAGAAAGUCCUCUUGGAUUUGGCAAAACAGCCUCACAACAACCGCUGCGCAGACUGCGGAGCUCCGGAGCCUGACUGGGCGUCCUAUAAAUUAGGCAUCUUUGUAUGUCUCAACUGCUCUGGGACUCACCGCAACCUACCUGCAAUCAGCCGCAUUAAGUCAAUACGCUUAGACUACUGGAAUGAUGACCUGGUGGAGUUCAUGAAAGUCAACGGUAAUGCUGCAGCCAAGGCUAUUUAUGAAAGAGCUAUUCCAGCCUUCUACUACAGACCACAAGAACAUGACUGUGUGGUUCUGAGGGAUCAGUGGAUAAGAGCCAAGUAUGAGAGGCAGGAAUUCACGGGGGAGAACUCCUGCCUUCAACAGGCCUACUGCUCAGGCUUCUAUGAAGGCACUCUGUGGAAGAAGGGAAAGGACAACAAGCAGUUCUUGAAAAGGAAAUUUAUUCUGUCGGAGAAGGAUUUCACCCUCAAAUACUUCACCAGAGAUGAUGCGUCCAAGGGCCCCAAGGCUGUUAUCGCUGUGAAGGACCUGAAUGCUGUUUUCCACCCAGAGAAGAUAGGCCACCUGCAUGGGCUGCAGAUCACAUACCUGCAAGACGAACACACCAGGAACCUGUUCGUGUACCAUGACAGUGGUCAGGAGAUCGUUACCUGGUUCAAUGCAAUCCGGGCUGUCCGGUUGUCCUAUUUGAAGACGGCCUUCCCCACAGCUACUGCCAAUGAACUAAUACCCUGGAUAAGUAAAUGUUACUUAAAAGAAGGCUAUAUGGAAAAAACAGGUCCAAUGCAACGGGAACUGUUCAAAAAGAGGUGGUUCAUCCUGAAUUCAAAUGAUAGGAAACUGCUCUACUUCAAAACACCACUGGAUGCUGUGGAGCUCGGGACAGUCUUCAUAGGCACAGAGAGCCUCGGUUACUCAGUGAGGGAGAGCCAGCCUCGAGGGGCGAGGGGGAACAAGUGGAGGUGUGGCGUGACGUUGGAGACGCCGGACCGUCAGUUCGUCUUCAUGUGUGAGAACGAGCUCAGCCAGAGGGAGUGGGUGGAGGCCUUCAGGGUGGUCAUGGCCCAGCCCAUGACUCCUCAGCACUACAACACUGAGGCCAAUAUGAACAGGAGGAAAUAACAGCAGAAAUAAAAAAAAGACAAGAAGCAGAAUAAAAAGAUGGAAGAAAGGGGGAGAACAAGAAAAAGACCUACUCUCUUCAGUACUUACUCACUCCCAGAAAGCUCCCUGCUCUGGUGCAGAGGACACACAGGAUUUGGAGGAAUCAUAUUUCGGACACACUAUGAACUGGUAACGUGAACUUUCUCAUGUCGGGAGACAAGCUACUACACUGACACAAAUUGGUACUUUCACUUUCAGUAGUAUACAUACUGUCCCACUUCAUCUUGUGGUUUUAAGUGUGUCAGCUUGGCCAAACCUACAGCUGACGUUUCCAUAAAUUCACAUGUGGAUCGCCAUUGAUGCACUGUUGGAAAAUAGUUUUGGGAUGUUUAGCGUCAUAGACAAAAGAACAGGCCUACACAAUGUCCCCUGUCUAUACACAAGAGUAUCAUGAUCUUAAAAUAAAUUCCAUUGAUAUGAGCAUAUCCAUUCAUAUAUACUGAAGGGUAUUAUACACUGGAAUAUGCUCAGAUUUGCCAAAGAUCAGGUGUGUGAGGAAGAUUCACUUAGAUUGACAGAUUUGUCAGUGCUAUACUUUCUCUUUCAUUGAGGAAACUUGUUUUUUAGUUUCGCACCUAAUACGAUAUGUGUACAUUAUGUUCAAAUUGGUUUCAGUGGAGGAUUUUUUGUCUAUAUAUGCCUAUAAAAUGCCAGGUAGUAUUAUGAAAUCAAAUCAGUUACUCUCCAAUGCAGUAUUAAAAUGGGAGAGUUUUGACAGUGCAUCAGAGUAUUUUUAUCUGUACUUUUUGGAGUGUGGUAAGGAUGUUACUUGAAAUAUUUUUUUAAAUACUGUUUUUGUUCAUGUGCUUAUACAAUACAUGUGUGUUUGGCAUUAAAACUAGAUUUUACAUUUUUA
Molecule: messenger RNA, 2367 nt
Organism: Conger conger (European conger)
Lineage: Eukaryota; Metazoa; Chordata; Actinopteri; Anguilliformes; Congridae
Product: arf-GAP with dual PH domain-containing protein 2-like
Exons: 11
Coding region: 324-1469 (381 amino acids)
Biological process (GO): positive regulation of GTPase activity
Cellular component (GO): intracellular membrane-bounded organelle; plasma membrane
Molecular function (GO): GTPase activator activity; phosphatidylinositol bisphosphate binding
Source: RefSeq, a predicted model, not a curated record